CUUAUCUAAAGCCCUAUGGCCACCUCCCCGAGAUGCUCCGUUGGUUUUUCCCCUGAGCCCUAAUCUUUGCCAUCUUGGGCUAAGUGGAUUUCCUGGGUCACAUGGUGAGAUAAAAGGUCCCCAAAUCCCAGGCUCCAAACAAAUCAGGUUCUCCAUGGGGAUUUAGAGGAGAGCCCACCCGGGACACCGCGCUGCUCGGGGGCACCCCAACGCCAGGGAUCGGCCUCUCGGGGCUCCUCUUUCCUCCUCCAUCACCCAUCGCCGUUCCCAAAGGAGAGCUGGAAAAGCCUGGGGACCUCGAGGAGCUCGAGGCGUUAGAGGAGGAGGAGGAGGAGGAGGUGGUGGAAGACGAGGCCAUGGGGAGCGGGGCCAGCGCCGAGGACAAGGAGAUGGCCAAGAGGUCCAAGGAGCUGGAGAAGAAGCUCCAGGAGGAUGCGGAUAAGGAGGCCAAGACGGUCAAGUUGCUGCUGUUGGGGGCCGGUGAAUCAGGCAAGAGCACCAUCGUGAAGCAGAUGAAGAUCAUCCACCAGGAUGGUUACACGCCCGAGGAGUGCAUGGAGUUCAAGGCCAUCAUCUAUGGCAACAUCCUGCAGUCCAUCCUGGCCAUCAUCCGCGCCAUGUCCACGCUGGGCAUCGACUACGCCGAGUCGUCCUGUGCGGACGAUGGGCGGCAGCUCUUCAACCUGGCUGACUCCAUCGAGGAGGGCACGAUGCCCCCCGAGCUCGUGGACUGCAUCAAGAAGCUCUGGAAGGAUGGGGGGGUCCAGGCUUGCUUCGACCGCGCCGCCGAGUACCAGCUCAAUGACUCGGCCGCGUAUUACCUGAACCAACUGGACAGGAUCACGGCCCCUGACUACCUGCCCAAUGAGCAGGACGUGCUGAGGUCCAGGGUGAAGACCACGGGCAUCAUCGAGACCAAGUUCUCUGUCAAAGACCUCAAUUUCAGGAUGUUCGAUGUGGGAGGGCAGAGAUCGGAGCGCAAGAAGUGGAUCCACUGCUUCGAGGGGGUGACCUGCAUCAUCUUCUGUGGGGCGCUGAGCGCCUACGACAUGGUGCUGGUGGAGGACGAUGAAGUGAACCGCAUGCACGAGUCCCUGCACCUAUUCAACAGUAUAUGCAACCACAAGUUCUUCGCCGCCACCUCCAUCAUCCUCUUCCUCAACAAGAAGGACCUGUUUGAGCAGAAGAUCAAGAAGGUCCACCUCAGCAUCUGCUUCCCUGAAUACGACGGUCCCAACACGUUUGAGGAUGCAGGGAAUUACAUCAAGACGCAGUUCCUGGACCUCAACAUGCGGAAGGACGUGAAGGAGAUCUACAGCCACAUGACCUGUGCCACAGACACCCAGAACGUCAAGUUCGUCUUCGACGCCGUCACGGAUGUCAUCAUCAAGGAGAACCUCAAGGACUGCGGCCUCUUCUGAGCAGCGCGUGGCAGAAGAGGACAGGACUUCAUCCCCAUCGCCGUUCUGCUGCGCAGAGCCAAAAGGAUUAACCAAGACACACACAGAUGAUGUCCUCGGAGCCCACUUUUUCUAUGUCCUGCCCAACCACGUCACCUCCCUUCAGCCCAGGAUAGGAUGGGGCUAAAGCUGAAAUCCCUGCUCCCUUUCG
Pezoporus occidentalis (night parrot) is the source of this 1611-nucleotide messenger RNA. It is a transcript of the gene GNAT2, whose product is annotated as G protein subunit alpha transducin 2. Gene Ontology annotation, cellular component: photoreceptor inner segment; heterotrimeric G-protein complex; photoreceptor outer segment. The transcript has 9 exons. NCBI's taxonomy places the organism in Eukaryota, Metazoa, Chordata, Aves, Psittaciformes, Psittacidae. Gene Ontology annotation, molecular function: G protein-coupled receptor binding; GTP binding; GTPase activity. Bases 357 to 1421 code for a protein of 354 amino acids. Gene Ontology annotation, biological process: detection of chemical stimulus involved in sensory perception of bitter taste; adenylate cyclase-modulating G protein-coupled receptor signaling pathway. The record is from RefSeq and is a predicted model, not a curated record.